AUGAGGAUUUCGAAGUCAGAAGCUGUCAGCGAAACUGCUCGUAUCGGGGAUGGCGCAGCGAAUGCGUUGGCUGAGCAUGGUGAUGGGAUUCAUCGCGAGGAUGAGGGUGCGCCGGCUUCUGUUCCUGGAACGCAGUCCAUAUACAUCAAGACGUUUGGCUGCUCCCAUAACCAGAGUGACAGUGAGUACAUGGCAGGACAACUGGCGGCGUUUGGGUACCAACUGGUAGAGGUGCCAUCUGAGGCAGACCUGUGGAUCAUCAACACGUGUACGGUGAAGAACCCAUCACAGUCUGCCAUGGACACGCUCAUCCGCAAGGGCAGGGAGCUGAGCAAAAGACUUGUGCUUGCAGGCUGCGUGCCCCAGGGCGACAGUGGGGUGGCGGAGGGCGAGGGCGUGAGUGUGGUGGGGGUGCAGCAGAUCGACCGAGUGGUGGAGGUGGUGGAGGAGACGCUCAAGGGCAACACCAUCCGCCUGCUCUCGCGCAACCGGGCUCUACCCGCACUCGACCUGCCCAAGGUGCGGCGCAACAAGUGGGUGGAGAUUGUGCCCAUCAGCGUGGGCUGCCUGGGUGCGUGCACCUACUGCAAGACGAAACACGCCAGAGGCCAUCUCGGCUCCUACCCUCUGCCUGUGCUGGUGGACAGGGUGCGGGCGGCAGUAGCGGAGGGAGUGCGUGAAAUCUGGCUGAGCAGCGAGGACACCGGUGCCUACGGCCGUGACAUAGGCAGCGACCUGCCCUCCCUCCUCUCCGCCCUCGUUGCCUCCCUCCCCCCUGAUGGCCGCUGCAUGCUGCGAGUCGGCAUGACCAACCCGCCCUACAUUCUCGAACAUCUGCCCGAAAUCGCAAAAAUCCUCAACCACGCCUGCGUGUACAAGUUUCUGCACCUGCCCGUGCAGUCGGGCAGCAAGAGUGUGCUGGAGGGCAUGAGGAGGGAGUAUACGGUGGAGGAGUUUUGCCGAGUGGUGGACACACUUAUGUCCCUUGUGCCUGGCUUGGAGAUUGCAACGGACAUUAUCUGUGGCUUCCCAGGCGAGACAGCAGCUGACUUUGAGCAGACAAUGGAUUUGAUUCGCAAGUACAAGUUCGCUCAAGUGCACAUCUCCCAGUUCUACCCGCGCCCAGGCACACCAGCAGCGCGCAUGCCCAAGGUGCCAUCAGCAGAGGUGAAGCAGCGCAGCAGAGCACUCACCGCCCUCAUAGAGUCCUUCACUCCCUACACGAACCUUCUUGGAACCACCCAAAGGGUCUGGAUCACCGAUGUUGCCGCAGACAAGACUAAGCUUGUCGGCCACACGGAUAGCUACGUCCAGGUGCUAGUACCCCCUGAUGACGUGGCAUUGGAUAAGCUGCCUGGUGGCAAGCUACCAGAUGAUACGUCAGCAAUCAAUGUGUCGUCUUGUGACGUUGUGGAUCAAGAUGUGAAAGCCCUGGGGCAAAUGUCGGCAGCCAAUGGGCGGGCAGCAAAAGCGAAUGAGCCGACCAAUGGUGGCAAGAGUGCGCUUUUAGGGUCGGACUUGUUUGUCCGCAUCACCACAGUCGGGCGGUGGUCUGUGAUCGGUGUGCCGGUGUCUGCGCCACAGAAAUACCUGCCUAUUGCCGUAGGGAGCUCAGACAUCCCUAACAAGGCCCAGCAGGGUAAGGAGCAGCAGCAGGUUGGGACUGAGUUGUCACCAUUGUCACCAUUGCUGCAGAAGCAGCAGCAGGAGUGUCAGGAACCAGGAAUGGGUAAAGCGUCAGAUGAGUGCUGUGGUGGAGGGAGUCAGGGAGCUUGUGCUUGCUCUGGUGAUAAUCCUGCUGCUGUUUCUGCAGAAGAGGACAAGUGCUGCAACAUGGGAAGCUCGUCCUGCAGUGGUGUUUUGGCAGCAGCUGGGGUAGGAGAAGUGCACUCCACAGCAGCAGUUGGGAGAGGUGCAGGAAUGGGUGUGGAGUUGGUUGACAGAUUGUUGCUUGCUGGUAUUGCGGUAGGAGCAUUAGGCAUUGGGGUCUCUUUGGUUUGGACUGUAUACAUUCGCUACAGUAACAAUAGGUGA
This is a messenger RNA of Closterium sp. Yama58-4, 2034 nucleotides long. NCBI's taxonomy places the organism in Eukaryota, Viridiplantae, Streptophyta, Zygnematophyceae, Desmidiales, Closteriaceae. The record is from the annotation of a GenBank genome assembly.